CCGCCUAGUGGGGUGUGGGUGACAUCUGGGUCCCACCCCAGGAUUUAUAACAACCCCCACAGCAAAAUCCACACUUAGAGGAGCUGUCAAUACCUGUCGUUACCUGCGCAGCAGUCGCUACAGAUUCUGAAAACACUAAAUUAAUUAUAGUCUGUGGAGGAAAUCACGGUAUGUCUGCGGAGAGGAAGAAGUCCUGGUGGGCAAGGUGUUGUUCAUGCUGUGCCAGUGGUAGAGAAGACACUGAUGAAUAUGUAGGAGGAGGUGCAGGAAGACCAUCAGACAGACCAACUCAUACUAGUGGUAUAGAUGGAUCAGGGACCUAUCCAGAUGGGUCUGGGGGCAAUACAGAAAGGCCAGGAAACAAUGCAGAAAGGCCAGGCGACAAUGCAGAAAGGCCAGGAAACAAUGCAGACAGGUCAGGAGGCAACACUGACAGAAAUGGUGGCAGCACUAACAUACCUCUGGACAACAUACCCUCUGGAGAGAUAAGCAGGUCAGCGCUACAAGUGCAAAGUGUGGACCUCCUAAAGGCGCGGAGUGGAGAAAACCGCCGGUCACAUCACACAGAUGAAUUUGAAUAUGAUGAGCUGAUUGUUCGUAGGGGACAGCCCUUCCAGAUCUGUGUAACUUUUAAGAGGGCCUUCAAUCCGAAGAGUGAUCAGAUAUGUAUUUUACUACAGAUGGCUAAUUCUCAAGCAGUCACCUUGCCCAUGGUUAAAGAGUUUGAUGAGGGUGGUUGGGGUUGUCAGGUAUCUGAAGCCAGUGGUCAAAAGGUGACUCUGUGGUUGAACACUCCACCUCAGGCUCCAAUAGGAAAAUACCAAUUAUCAGUGAAGACCCAAAGCCCUGGAGGAUCCUACACGCACCCAUCAGACCCUAACCUCAGGCUCUAUCUCUUGUUCAAUGCUUGGUGCCGCUUGGAUUCUGUCUUUAUGGACAAUGAGUCAUGGCGUCAGGAAUAUGUUCUAAAUGAGAUUGGACGUAUUUAUUAUGGCACAGAACACCAGAUUGGAGAAAGGUCCUGGAACUAUGGACAGUUUGAUAAAGGAGUCUUAGAUGCUGUUCUUUAUUUAAUGGAUCGUGGAGGAUUAUCACCUACAGCAAGAGGGGAUCCCAUCAAUGUUACACGGGUCAUGUCUGCCAUGGUAAAUUCUAUGGACGAUAGUGGCGUGGUUGCUGGAAGCUGGUCGGGUGAUUAUGCCGAUGGAGUAAACCCAGUUGCCUGGGUAGGCAGUGUAGACAUUCUACUCCGCUUCCACCAGACAGGAGCCCCUGUCAAAUAUGGGCAGUGCUGGGUGUUUGCUGGUGUCACAACAACAGUACUCCGCUGUCUUGGGAUUCCAGGACGUACCAUCACAAAUUUUGCCUCUGCUCAUGACACUGACGGAAACCUAACUUUUGAUGUUUAUUUUGAUGAGAACAUGAAGCCAAUUGAGGAAAAAAAUGCUGACUCUGUCUGGAAUUACCACGUGUGGAAUGACUGCUGGAUGACACGGCCAGAUCUGCCUCCAGGAUUCAGUGGCUGGCAGGCCAUUGAUGCCACACCCCAGGAGACUAGUAAUGGUAUCUACUGUUGUGGACCAUCUCCAGUUCUUGCCAUCAAGAAUGGAUUAGUGAACAUAAAAUAUGACACUGCAUUCAUCUUUGCCGAGGUAAACAGCGACAAAGUUUUCUACCAACGUAUGGCAAAUGGACAAUUCAAAAGGAUUCAUGUGGAGGAGCGAGCCGUGGGACAUUGCAUAAGUACAAAGGCUGUCGGCUCAAAUGCAAGAGAGGACAUCACCUACCUCUACAAGUACCCCGAAGGUUCUGCAGAAGAAAGGAACUCCGUCCGCACAGCAGCCAAGUAUGGUAACAAGCCAAUGGCAGUUGCAGAACCCGAAGAAACAGAAGAUAUAUCUAUGACUAUUGAGUCACAGGAUGGAGUCCUAAUGGGCAGUGACAUCAAUGUCCGUGUCUUGCUGAAGAAUGGAAGCAGCAGCAGGCGUUCUGUGUCCUUAUCCAUGUGUGUUGCUGUUAUGUUUUAUAACGGCGUGUGCAAAGAGUCAUUUAAGGAUGAGACUCGUGAGGUUGCUCUGAACCCCGGAGAAACAAAGGCUGUGGGUAUGCUGGUGAGUUAUCAAGAGUAUCGGACACAAUUGGUGGAUCAAGCAGCAAUGAUGUUGACAGUGUCCGGGAUUGUGAGAGAAACAGGCCAGAAAUUGGCCAAACAGUACACGUUUAGAAUACGAACUCCUGACCUGGUCAUCAGGGUACAUGGUGAUGCUGUUGUUGGACAGCAGAUUGUGGCUGAGAUCAUAUUCCAGAAUCCUCUCCAGAUAACUUUGCACAAUGCAGCAUUCCAUGUAGAAGGACCAGGCUUGCAGAGGCCUAAAGUUGUACACAUUGGGGAUAUCGGACCUCAGAAGACAGUCUCUAUCACAGAACGCUUUACACCACGUCGUCCAGGUCCCCGUCAGUUGAUCGCCUCAUUGGAGAGUAAUGAGCUGAGCCAAGUGCACGGAGUCACUGAAGUUGUUGUGCGUAGCAGCUGAAUUAAUCUGGAGCCAAACCAAAGCUGAUCUAGAGCCAUCAUGCAUUACUCAUUCAGUAUUAAUGGAUGACAAAGACUGAUGACUGCAAACUUGAAAUAACUGUAUUUCUGAAUGUGCCCUUACUGACAUACCAAGGUUUUACAUGUGAUUACACCAGACGGGACAGUGUGACUUCACUGAUCAAUGACAUAUUCCACAGACCAUCGUGACAGUCAAAACUAUUAAUUCACAAGAAGAAGAUCUGACCUUUUUAAAGACUAUGUCUCUGGAUUUAAUCUCACUCUCAGGGACCACUUGAUAACUGAACAGAAGCUGUAUGGAUCCAUUUCUCAUGUUGGGAUGAUGGCUCACUAAGAUGGCACUCAAACAAAUGAUAUGUGGGUGUAGGCCAUAUUAGUCAGAGAGCAGACUGGUUAAUUAAGUUUGUGGAAUCGUAACAACCGUGAUGUUGUAGGUGUCAACAAUGCCUUAAAAAAACUUGUCUGAAAGCACAGGAGAAUAUAUCAAGGACUCUGUGGAAUUUAUUGGGAAUUAAACCUUUGCAUCGGUGUAAAAUCACAGUCAAGAAACAGAUGCAUAUACCUGAGCCAGAUGUAGCCAUCCCGAACUCUGUUCUUUGUACUUAGCGGUUCGUCCUGCACGUGCAUUCCCUGUCUAUGCAGUGUGCUGACAUCCCCAAUUAUUAUUUGUCUGGGUCCUACUGUGUCCAGAUGUCCGAUUGCACAGCUAAACCAAACUUGAUUCUCUGUUCAGGUGGCUUACAGGCUUUCACAAAACUAAGGGAUUUUUUUAGUAAUCAGAAUUGGAAUAUUAUGUAAGGUUUCACUUGGUUCUGUUGGAUAUUCUGCUGACCUUAUGCUUUUCCCCAAGCCCAUGUGAAAUGGCAGAAUCAAGCCACUUAUUUACAGUUGGACACAUUAACUGUGAUCAGAUAAAGCACUGGACUUAUAUGUGUACCUUUUUAAUUAAAAUAAAUAUAUGUAUUUUAUUGUUUAUUUCAAUAAAUAUUUUACUAUUUUUACCAA
Spea bombifrons (plains spadefoot toad) is the source of this 3559-nucleotide messenger RNA. RefSeq names its product transglutaminase 1 (gene TGM1). The transcript has 15 exons. Gene Ontology annotation, biological process: peptide cross-linking. Bases 171 to 2534 code for a protein of 787 amino acids. The record is from RefSeq and is a predicted model, not a curated record. NCBI's taxonomy places the organism in Eukaryota, Metazoa, Chordata, Amphibia, Anura, Pelobatidae. Gene Ontology annotation, molecular function: protein-glutamine gamma-glutamyltransferase activity.